CCUAAAAUAUGAGCAGGUAGCUAGCUGGCGGCUUGAUGUCGUGGGCGGCGAAUAUGCUAGAAGGAGAGAGCUGAUAAGAUCGUCACAAAAACUGGUGUGACUCCACGUAGUUGAUGUUCAAAAAUCAUAGUAAAUAUGUAUUGCAAUAUAUUUGUAUUGCUGAUUGUAAUCUCAUUAUCUUAUGGAGAAGAUUAUUAUGAGUUGCUUGGAAUCAAAAGAGAUGCCAAUGACAAGGAAAUUAGAAAAGCUUUCAAAAAGCUGGCUGUCACCUUGCAUCCAGACAAGAAUACAAAUGAUCCCGAGGCUCAUAACAGAUUCGUAAAACUCACUACUGCUUAUGAAACGCUGAAAGAUUCUGAAACCCGAAAGAAAUAUGAUAUUUAUGGUGAGGAAGGUCUCAACAAUGGAUAUAAAGCAAAGCAAUAUCAGUCUUGGAGUUAUUAUCAGCAUCAGUUUGGGAUAUAUGAUGAUGAUCCUCAAGUAGAAACUCUCAAUAGGCAUGAUUAUAAUGAGAAAGUUUUAGACUCUGACAGUAUUUGGUUUAUAAAUUUUUAUUCGCCGAUGUGCAGUCAUUGCCACCAUUUAGCUCCUGCGUGGAGACAAGUGGCUAAGGAAUUAGAAGGAGUUGUUCGUAUCGGUGCUGUAAAUUGUGAAGAUGACUGGCAUCUUUGUCGCCAAAUAAAUAUCAGGUCAUAUCCAACGCUGCUUUAUUAUCCUAGACAUUCCACGCAUGGUGCGUUGUAUACAGGAGAAAAUACUCGUGAAAACAUAAUCAGCUAUGUUUUAAGUCGAUUAGAUGUUAAAGCUUUGCCAAUUAGUACAUCACUGGGUAAACGACUUAUUCAAGGUCUCGAGCCGACCGAAGGUGCGAGUCUAUUAUUUAUUUGUGGUAAAAACCGUGAUUGUUUUACGGCUGAAGAUCAUCUCAAAAUAGCUGCGAUUUUGAACAACAUGGUUACUGUACGAAUUCUCAGAUGUUCAGAUGAUGAAUGUGAUGAUACGAUUCCACACGACGUAGGUGUCGCGUUCCAGCAUAACAAUAAGAACAUAUCUUCUGACCCAUUAUUCUUUGAGGAUAUAGAUGAUGUACAGAUUCUUGCCAGGAAGGUUUUAGAGCAAUUACCGGAGCCGCAAGAUCUGAACCAGGAAGAUUUUUUGGGUAUAAGAACACGUCUUCGAUCAGACUUGGAUGCUGGUUGGUUGAUAUGUUUCUAUAUAGGGCAUGCUACGCAGUUAGAUGUACAGUUGAAGAAAUUACCUGGUAUUAUACAGAGUAUAAACUUGGGAAAAGUAAACUGUGGAAAAUAUUCGGACCUAUGCCAAAAGUUAAAUGUAAACCAUUACCCUGUGUGGGGAGUUCUCAAACCAGGUGGAGCAUUUGAGUUGCACCAUGGAAAAGACUCCGUUCACGAUAUUGCCAGUUUUGCUACUGAAAGUAUUAGGGCAACAAAUGUACAUAUGCUAUCAGUUGACGAAAUAUUGUCAAUUAUGAACAACAAAAAAGAUAGUGAGGCAUGGCUUGUUGACUGGUUUGCGCCAUGGUGCCCCCCUUGCAUAAGAUUCCUGCCCGAACUCCGCAAAGCAUCUUUACAUUUUGAGCCGUCUGUUGUUCACUUUGGGACAGUAGACUGUACUGUACACUCCACUGUCUGUAGACAAUUUAACAUACGCUCAUAUCCGACAGCAAUGUUGGUAAAUAAUAGUAAUACAAAUUUAUUUUCGGGGGAUAAAGUUGCUGCUAGUCUUGUCGAGUUUAUUACUGAGAUGAGAAAUCCUACAGUCAUAAAGUUGACAACAGAUGACUUUGAUCUCAAACUUGGUAAGAAAACAGUUGAUGAAAUUUGGCUUGUUGAUUAUUUUGCACCUUGGUGUGGUCCAUGUCAACAAUUAGCUCCUCAAUGGACGCUAGUUGCCAAGACUUUGCAAGUCUUGCCAUUUGUGCAUGUUGCGUCGGUCAACUGUGAACUGGAACCGUCACUCUGUUCAAAUCAAGGAGUACGUAGUUACCCAACGAUUAGAUUGUAUCCUACAGGCAGUAAGGGAUUAAAUCGUGUUGCAUUAUACAAUGGGGCAAGAGAUUCUCUGUCUAUGUUGAGUUGGGUAACAGAAUUUCUACCUGUAAUAGUUGAAAACUUGAAUUUUGAUCGUUUCGAUGACGUGAUUUUACCACGCAAGGAACCUUGGCUGGUUGACUUUUAUGCUCCUUGGUGUCACCAUUGCAUCGAGCUACAACCUCAUUACAACAUUGCAGCGCAGAUACUGGAAGGCAAAGUUCGAUUUGCAAAAGUUAACUGUGAGAAAUACAGAUCACUGUGUAGAAAAGCUUCAGUACGAGCAUAUCCUACAGUCAUGCUGUACUUUCCUGGUCAACAAUACAGUAACGAAUAUGACGGCAGUCAAAUAAAUACUGCAUCAGCCAGUAAAAUCGUAAGGGAUGUUGAAACAUUACUUUCAACAGCUUCAAGAUCGAAACGUGAUGAGCUAUGAUAGGAAUCAAUUUUCCCCUGUGUUAAAAGUCCCUAAUUUACCUGAGAAUCUCUACUUAAGAAAGCUACCUUUGAGGAGUUUUCGCAAAAUUCGCAUGCGCUAGCAAAUUAUAAAGACAAUAUCGUAUUUAUGUAGCUUGCUCAUAAAAUUUUAUAUAUUUUGUACUAAAAAUUCGGAAAAAUAUAGACAUAGAAAAAUACUGCACCCGUUACUCUGAACUCUCAUCGUUAGUUCACUACCAUUUCUUUUCUAAUGUGUUCAUUUUUUUACUGUAUAUUUUGAAGAAC
This is a messenger RNA of Diprion similis, 2774 nucleotides long. Its product is annotated as dnaJ homolog subfamily C member 10-like. Bases 136 to 2487 code for a protein of 783 amino acids. NCBI's taxonomy places the organism in Eukaryota, Metazoa, Arthropoda, Insecta, Hymenoptera, Diprionidae. The transcript is spliced from 13 exons. The record is from RefSeq and is a predicted model, not a curated record.